UCAGAAGAUUUACUCAUUCAAUUGUGAUUGUUUAAAAUGAACUUCAAGACAUUCGUAUUCAUAUUUAGUUUGGGGUAUGUUUCUGGAUAUAAAAUACUGAUGAUAGCCCCCCACUCUAUAAGAAGUCUGAAUAUACUCGGCGUAGCCUAUGUUAGGCAUCUACUCAACGCUGGCCAUGAGGUCACCUACGUCUCACCAUUUCCAUUGAGAGAUAAACUAAAAAACUUUACUCAAAUCGACUUGAGCACCACAAAUUCGGAGUUUUGGUCAGCUGAUGCCGAAGCCAACAUUGGGUAUCUAAUAUCAAAACCAUUGUGUGAAGAUACCGACCCGUACUACAUACAAACUACUAGUACUGAAGUGGCAGAAGCUAUGCUUCAAAAUACGGAAAUGAAGGCAUUAUUAGAUGACCCAACUGUUAAAUUUGAUGCAGUUAUUUGUGAUUAUGUUGAAACGGAAAUUUACGCUGCUUUGGCAGCUUAUUAUGAAUGUCCUAUGAUUUGGGCAUACUCCCUAGGUGCACAUUGGUUUACAUUGCGUCUCGUGGAUGGAACAACGAACCCGGCUCAUUCUAGUGAUUAUCUUUCACCAGAUGUACCUCCAUUGCAUUCUAUGGCUGAGAGAGUCAACAAAUUAUGGUUACAGAUCAAGUGGAAUUAUUAUAAAUGGUUCAAGACUGUUCCAAGAGAAAAAAGUUACUACGAAAAGACUUUUGCACCCCUAUUUUCGAACAAAAAUAAGCCUUUACCAAAUUAUUACGAACUCAUGUAUAAUGCAUCUUUAGUGUUAGCAAAUGAUUUCCCAGGAAACGGUCUUAUACCAAGCACUCCUCAAAAUUUCAUAUUUAUUGGGGUGAAUAAACCGGCGAACAUAUUUAUUUUAAGUAUCCGUUGUCCUCAGCAAUUAAAAACUCUUUUGGAUAACGCCACAAAUGGUUUCAUCUACUUCAGCAUGGGAUCGCUUUGGAAGGGAAAAGAUGUGCCGAAAAAUGUUACCAAAGGCUUAGUAGAUUUAUUCGGAUCUCUGAAACAAACUGUAAUAUGGAAAUAUGAAGAAUAUUUGCCGAAUUUGCCAAAAAAUGUGCACACACUGAAGUGGGCACCACAACAAAGCAUAUUGGCUCAUCCAAAAUGCCUGUUCUUUAUCUCACACGGUGGUCUAUUAUCCACGACUGAGUCCGUCCAUUUUGGAGUACCCACCAUUGGUAUACCGCUUUACUUUGAUCAGUUCAACAAUGUCAAUAGAGGGGUGUUGGCUGGACGUACAAUCAAGGUAGAUUUGACGAUAAAUCUUGUCACCGAUCUAAGAGUGGCUGUACAGAAAAUGCUUCGAGAUUCCAGUUAUAAGCAGCGGGCAAAAGAAGUCUCCAAGAUCUACCACGACCGGCCGGUGUCGCCGGGCGCGGAGCUGGUGCACUGGGUGGAGCACGUGGUGCGCACGCGCGGCGCGCCGCAUCUGCGCUCCCCCGCGCUCAUGCUGCCCUGGUACCAGAAUAUGUACAUCGAUGUUAUAUUAGUCUGUUUAGCUAUGACACUUUUAAUUGGUUGGCUUUGUAAAAAAUAUUUAUUCGCAUCGUUGAGAAGAAAACUUGGCAAUAAAAAGGAGAAAAGAAAUUAAGUUUUAAGGUGCACAUUUUGUUCCGUGAGACAUAUU
Molecule: messenger RNA, 1653 nt
Organism: Leguminivora glycinivorella
Lineage: Eukaryota; Metazoa; Arthropoda; Insecta; Lepidoptera; Tortricidae
Product: UDP-glucosyltransferase 2-like
Exons: 9
Coding region: 37-1617 (526 amino acids)
Molecular function (GO): UDP-glycosyltransferase activity
Source: RefSeq, a predicted model, not a curated record